UGAAGGAAAUGAAAACUAUAACAACGAUGAAAAUGUAUCAAGUUAUAUGGAUCCAUUAGCAUCCCAAGAAAAGAUAACAGUAAAAGCCUUGUACGAUUACAAAGCACAAAAUGACGAUGAAUUGUCUUUUUGUAAACAUUCAAUAAUAACAAAUGUUCGAAAAAAAGAACUUGAUCUAUGGUGGACUGGAGACUACGGUGGAAAAAGACAGCAUUAUUUUCCAGCGAACUACGUCCAGGAAAUCGAAAAAAGUUUUGAUAAUUUGAGCGGAACAAUAUUAGCUGUCGAAAAUGCAGCAGCUGCAAAGACAUUUGAUGUGCAUGGUGCUGUUGUCAACGUUAUCUACGACGGUAAUAAUUCAUUCUUUAGAAUAGUGGCUAUCACUCUUUCGACAAUUUUUCCAUUAUUUCAGUUACUUUCUAUUAUUACUCUGUAAAUAGAAAUAAACUCAAUAGUAGUAAUAUGAAACUAAAUAGCAAAUUAGUACGGAAAAUUCUAGUAUCAAGUACAGCGUUACUUACAAUAGUAGCUAAUGUAGGACGUUUGUAUCCCACACAAAACCCAGGGCUUCCGGUCAAGAGCUUCGCGCUUGAUCCAAAUUGGAACGCAAUGUUCGUUGUGUUGUUUGUUGAUUCUGAAAUCCACCGGAUCCAGACCGUGGUCGAGCUGUCAAAAUCACAAAUAUCAUUAGUUGUCCCUACCGGAAUUUGCUGUCAAGCAAGCUAUAUAUUGAUUAUUGUAUUACAUGUUGUUUGAUAUUUAUUUAUUUAGAAAUAUAAAAAGAGAAUGUGAGUGUGAACAAAAAACAUAAAAAAUUAAUAGCGUGACGAAUUAUGUAAUAAAAUAAAUAUUAUAAUUCAAUUACUCAGCGGCAUACACUAUACCGCUGCAAAGCAGUACCAAUAUAUACAAACACACUCGCUUUAGAUAACAUUUCUCUUUUUUACACCUAACUAGGGGCAAAUCACGAAAACAAAUGCAUCAUUUUUGAAUAAAUAUGCUGUGCUUUCAAUGAAUGCAGCAAAUGUAUCGCAAAUUCAACAAAUGUUGAGCAAAUAUACAAAUGUAUCACAAAUGCGGCAUUGUUGGCUUCUAGAUAGCUUGUUGGAAAUGGCUUAAAUAAAAUUGAACUAAUUAACUUCAAGUCGCUUCAAGUAUAAAAUAUUUAGAAUUUUAAUAUUAUCAACUUUUUUUUUCAUUUUGUUGUCCGAAAUAUUAAAAUUAUGCUGAAAUAAAUAUAAUAUUACUAACUUAACCCAACUUUCGCUUUGCAAAUGUUGAACGUGGUUGAACGUAAUAACUUUAAACUGUCUAGUGGAGAUGGUA
This is a messenger RNA of Contarinia nasturtii (swede midge), 1326 nucleotides long. RefSeq names its product 1-phosphatidylinositol 4,5-bisphosphate phosphodiesterase gamma-2-like. The record is from RefSeq and is a predicted model, not a curated record. Lineage: Eukaryota; Metazoa; Arthropoda; Insecta; Diptera; Cecidomyiidae. The transcript is spliced from 3 exons. Bases 47 to 436 code for a protein of 129 amino acids. Gene Ontology annotation, molecular function: protein binding.